Molecule: messenger RNA, 1515 nt
Organism: Exophiala oligosperma
Lineage: Eukaryota; Fungi; Ascomycota; Eurotiomycetes; Chaetothyriales; Herpotrichiellaceae
Exons: 2
Coding region: 322-1515 (397 amino acids)
Source: RefSeq, a predicted model, not a curated record
CCGUACCAUGUCUUGAAGUCUCGCUCUGCUCAGCCCGAAAACAACAUGUCACUUGUCCACCACCCACACCACUCCUUAAGAUGCAUGAAUAAGUUUGGCAAUAGGUGUGAGUGACCGUUUGCCGCGCGCCUGUUCAUUGACCUACUGAUCUAGAUUAUCCACUGUUACUGCUCUGCAGAACUUCCCAAUGACGGCGCCUAGAAUCAACAAUAGUACCUCCAGGUACUUCUUGGAUGGCAUCUUCCAAAAAUAGAGCAUUCUGCAUGGUUCAAUCAUGUAUCAACACCUCACACUUGCUAUGCCUGGACCAAAGAACAAUAAAUGCCCUGCGGAUGGCCACCUGAAGGUCGUCAAAGAAGCUCCCUCGCUCCCACCUUGAACAUGGCUCUCUCUAGAAGGACCUCUACACGAGUCGUCAACCACAGUCGCAAGAAUUCAUCCUCGACACAUAGUGGCAGUGACUUAGAACGGAGGACCUCCUUCGGUUCAUCCGAUUAUCGGUCUACUACCCUCGAGCCGAACAACAUCAUCGUGGAGGACCAGCAAAUGGACGAUGAACGAUGGAGUCGUCUUGCCUUCUCUUUGGGCAUACCCUUCGGAGUUUCCUAUCGUCGUAGCGCGGCAGCGAGCAGAUUUGCUCAGCAAGUCCGCAAUCGAAGCGACGUCAGCGGCAAAGACAUGAAAGAGCUACUCCUACCACUACUGGUAUCGAUAGCCAAAGACCACAAGGCCAUGAAGUGCCGGACCGACACCGCAUUUUAUCGUGACGGUGUGCCCGAUGAAGUGCCAGACUUCGAAGUUGAAGAUGGAUGGAAGAUGCAUCUUCCUACACCACGGCCCACGAUAACAAUGGGAUACUCAAAGGGCUCUUUCACGCCUCGAGAGCUCGAACUUCAACAAGGUAUCAUUGUCAAUAGCAAAAACGAGCCAUGUGACCUGCACAAACUGUCUCAGCCUCUACCAGAUGUCUUUUGGCCAUUCUUGGUGGUAGAGAUACAGGAAGAUUCAAUGCUCGCUGCACGCAAUGCAUGUGCCGGAGCCGCAGCAACAUGCAAUAACGCCUUGAUGAUCUUCGCUGCCGCCGCAGAAGAACCACAUAAAGUAUAUUCUGACAUGAACUUCUUGUGGAAUAUGAGCAAGGCCGCACAGUCAUUCUCCCUCGCCAUCAACGGCAAAACAGCCUGCUUGAACACCCACAACUCCGAAGGAUGUCUGCCUCACGCUGUUGCCGUAAUACGCACAUAUCAGCUCGACAAUGAGAGCGAAGUUGAGGCACUAGCCGCCAGACUCGGCAGUAUAUUGGUCUGGGCAGAAAACUGCAGGCUACGAUCUGUGUACGAUUUGCUGGCAAACUUUGACAGGCGAGUUCAGCUCGCUCAGAUGGCCGCUAACAUGUCCGAAGACCGCUAUACACCUUCGGAGCUCGCCACUUUUGGCAUCGUGCCCAAAUCACGGAUGACAGUCAUCAAAGAAGUCUUUGUAGAGAGCUUACCUCGUUGGGCUCGGCCGUACUAA